AUGGCCCCCGCGGCUGCCCGGCCCCGCACCGCCCUGGCCCUGGCCCUGCUGCUGGCGCUCGGCGCCCUCGCAUCCGAGUGGCCCCCCCAAAACACCACCGAGGCCAAGGGGAGAGACUGGGAGGGCUCCCUGGAGAGCAGCCCCCCGCAGUGGGACCCGGCGAGCAGAGACCCCCCGGGGGGGCCCAGCAAUGGCACCAGCCCCGGGGGGGCCAUGGCGGAUGGCGAGCCCCCGGCAGGACCCCACCUAGAGCCCCCCAGGGGGGGCACGGCCACCACCACGGACCCGGCGGCGAUGCCGGAGGGGUGCACGGGGUGCGGGGAGGGCGAUGCCAGCGCUCUGCCCCCCAAAGCCGGCUCGGCGGAGGAUGGCCAGGCGGCUGUGACCUGGCCCGGUGACGGGGGGACGGUGGCGGUGGCACUCGGCAGCCCCGAGGAGCCGGGGAGCGGCGAGCGGCCCACACGAGCCUCCCUGCCCAGCCCGGGGGUUUUUGGGGGGCUCACGGCCGCCCCGCCGAGCCCCCCUGGCCCGCAGCUCGCCACCGACUCGGACAAAUCCGACUUGCUGCUGGUGGCCGGGGGCUCGGCCGCGCCGCGGACCCCCGUGCUGGGUGACCCCAGCCCCGUGCCAGGCACCGCGGGGGACUUGGGGCGUCCCCCGGAGCUCUGGGUGGCCACAUCCAGCCCGGCCCCGGCACAGGGGGCUCGUGGCCGGACGGAUCUGACCUGGCUGGAGGUGGAGGAGCCCGUCACCGCUGCCCCGGGCCCGGCCGAGCCGCCGGCUGACCGGACGGCCUCAGAGAUCAUCGACGUUGACUACUAUGACCUGUUUGAGGGGGGCGAGGGACUGGGGGGCUUCCCCGGGGGUGGCCGGGGGGCGGCCGGCUCGGCGCGGCAGCGGGAGCCGGAGGGGGUGGCCACGCCGUGGGCCCUCCACGAGCUCUACGACGACUUCACGCCCUUCGACGAAGCCGAUUUCUACCCCACCACCUCCUUCUAUGCCGACGGGGACGAGGAGGACGAGCUGGAGGAGGAUGAGGAGGAAGAGGAGGAGGAGGAAGACGGGGGGCUGGAGGACGAGAACGGCUACCGGCCGCCCGCCUCGGCCGUGCCCGGUGCCAAGCCAGCGCCGCGGGACCCCCAACCCACCGGCCGCCGUGCCGUGGCCCCGCCGCAGCCCUCCGGCGUCGCGGGAGGCAGCCCCACGGCGUGGCCGCGGCCGGGGGAGCGGGGCCAGCCGGAGAACGGCACUGAGUGCCGGAGCGGUUACGUGCGGCACAACAGCUCCUGCCGCUCCGUCUGCGACCUCGUCCCCAGCUACUGCCACAACGGCGGCCAGUGCUACCUGGUGGAGAGCCACGGGGCCUUCUGCCGGUGCAACACGCAGGACUACACGUGGCACAAGGGCACGCGCUGCGAGGCCAUCGUCACCGACUUCCAAGUGAUGUGCGUGGCCGUGGGCUCGGCCGCCCUCGUGGUGCUGCUGCUCUUCAUGCUCACCGUCUUCUUCGCCAAGAAGCUCUACCUGCUCAAGACGGAGAACAGCAAACUGCGCAAGACCAAAUACCGCACCCCGUCCGAGCUGCACAACGACAACUUCUCCCUCUCCACCAUCGCCGAGGGCUCCCACCCAAACGAUGACCCCAGCGCUCCCCACAAGCUGCAGGACUCCCUGAAAUCCUGCCUGAAGGACGAGGAGCCAUUUAACAUCCACAACUCGACGUCGCCCAAGCACGACGGCGGCAAAGGGGAGCAGGACGGCGGCGAGCUCAACUGUCUGCAGAACAACCUGACGUGAGCAGGGGAGGAGGAGGAGGCGAGAGCGGGAGCCAGCCCUCCCAUCCCCUGCUGUACAAAUCUCCUGUCUCCUCCCCGUCUGGUAUCUCUUUUUCCCGCUCCGUGGCAUGCUUUGGUGUGUUUUGUACAGAGGAAAACAAAAAUUAAUUAAUAAUAAUACAAAGCCAAAGGCUGUAAAUGGUCUUCGGCCGCAUCGUGUCGUGGGGGUGUUUGGUUUGUGCUCCGUGUCUAUCGCUUGGGUUAGUUCAGCGCUGUGAUUUCUAAACCUUUGCCGUUCCGCAACUGACUUUUUUUGUACUUUUACCCCACUUUUUUUGAAAUACAAGUAAAAACAACAACAAAA
Messenger RNA from Gymnogyps californianus (California condor), 2139 nucleotides. It is a transcript of the gene CSPG5, whose product is annotated as chondroitin sulfate proteoglycan 5. NCBI's taxonomy places the organism in Eukaryota, Metazoa, Chordata, Aves, Accipitriformes, Cathartidae. The record is from RefSeq and is a predicted model, not a curated record. Gene Ontology annotation, biological process: nervous system development.